CAGUCAAACCGGAUUCCUUAGGGGAAAGCGCACAAAUCACUCCCAUUUUAACAGGGGGGAAAACACGGGAUCCUCAUCCACAAGGGUCCACCUUUCUUUCUCGCAUCCUGUUUCUCAUUCAUUUCCUUUAAGGAGAGAAAGAUCUCUGUUGAAAAAAAAGAAAAAAAAAACUUGUCACUGGAUGAUGAUGACAGUUGAUCUAGCAGUCUGAAAGCUGUAGUUGAUCCUAUUGUUUCUGAAACUGACAUCAGAUCUGUUUAUUAAGGCUUUUCUUAAUACAGAAGGGACAGCAACCAACCCUCAAGUAUUGUUUUUUUCUGACUUGCAGUCAUUUCUUUUUUUUUUCCUGGUGAUUGUGCCUAUCUACAAACCUGGAUUCUGACAGCGUGGUCCCCCUCUCCUGAUAUCUUUUCUUAUAUACACGUUACAUCAUUCACUGGUGAUUUGAAGGAAACAAGGUCGGGAAAAGAAAAGGUUGUUUUCAUGUUUGGGAUUCAGGAAAACAUUCAAAGGAGUGGGAGCAGCAUGAAAGAAGAACCCAUCGGGACGGGGAUGAAUGCAGUCCGAACAUGGAUGCAGGGAGCCGGGGUACUGGAUGCAAAUACAGCCGCUCAAAGUGGAGUGGGUCUAGCCCGGGCUCACUUCGAGAAACAUCCGCCUUCCAACCUGAGGAAAUCCAACUUUUUCCACUUCGUGCUGGCCCUAUACGACAGACAAGGACAGCCAGUGGAGAUUGAAAGGACUACUUUCUUGGGAUUUAUAGAAAAGGAAAAAGAAUCUAGUGGUGAAAAAACUAAUAAUGGAAUACAUUAUAGACUACAGCUCCUCUACAGCAAUGGUAUUAGAACAGAGCAGGACUUCUACGUGAGGCUGAUUGAUUCCAUGACCAAACAGGCUAUUAUUUAUGAAGGACAAGACAAAAAUCCUGAAAUGUGCCGUGUUUUACUCACACACGAAAUAAUGUGCAGCCGCUGCUGCGACAAGAAGAGCUGUGGCAACCGGAACGAGACGCCCUCGGACCCUGUGAUAAUUGACAGGUUCUUCUUGAAGUUCUUUUUGAAAUGCAACCAGAAUUGCCUAAAGAAUGCUGGGAAUCCUCGGGACAUGCGCAGGUUCCAGGUUGUUGUUUCCACAACAGUAAACGUGGACGGCCAUGUCCUCGCGGUCUCAGACAACAUGUUUGUGCACAACAACUCAAAGCAUGGGCGGAGGGCUCGGAGGCUCGAUCCCUCUGAAGGUACGCCCUCUUAUCUGGAACAUGCCACGCCAUGCAUCAAAGCCAUCAGCCCCAGCGAGGGAUGGACUACGGGAGGGGCUACAGUCAUCAUAAUUGGAGAUAAUUUCUUUGACGGCUUGCAAGUCAUAUUCGGUACCAUGCUGGUCUGGAGUGAGCUCAUCACUCCCCAUGCAAUUCGAGUGCAAACCCCACCGAGGCACAUCCCCGGGGUGGUGGAAGUCACACUGUCCUACAAGUCCAAGCAGUUCUGCAAGGGGACCCCCGGGAGGUUCAUCUACACAGCUUUGAAUGAACCAACCAUUGACUACGGCUUCCAGAGGUUACAAAAGGUCAUCCCUAGACAUCCGGGCGACCCUGAGCGUUUACCAAAGGAGGUUAUACUGAAACGAUCUGCAGAUUUAGUCGAAGCUCUGUAUGGCAUGCCACAUAACAACCAGGAAAUCAUCCUGAAGCGGGCAGCAGACAUUGCAGAAGCCCUCUACAAUGUCCCUCGGAACCACAACCAGCUCCCAGCGCUCAGCAACACGUCUGUGCACGCAGGAAUGAUGGGAGUGAAUUCCUUCAGCGGCCAGCUAGCCGUCAACGUGUCAGAGUCUACCAACCAGGGUUUCACUCGGAACACGAGCAGUGUGUCGCCUCACGGGUAUGUGCCAAGCCCCACACCUCAGCAGACGAACUAUAACUCAGUGACAACAAGUAUGAAUGGAUACGGCAACACUGGUAUGUCAAACCUGGGAGGAUCGCCAAGCUUUCUCAAUGGAUCAGCUGCCAACUCACCCUAUGCCAUUGUGCCAUCCAGUCCUACCAUGGCCUCCUCAACCAGCCUGCCCUCCAACUGCAGUAGCUCCUCCGGGAUCUUCUCAUUCUCACCCGCCAACAUGGUGUCUGCCGUGAAACAGAAGAGCGCCUUCGCCCCAGUGGUGAGACCGCAGACCUCGCCGCCACCCACGUGCAGCAGUGCCAACGGCAACAGCCUGCAAGAUCAGUCUUUUGUGGACUCUAGCAAGUACUCCACUGCAGGCUCACUUCAGGGCCUGGCCUUCUCCUGAACUAUACCUGGAAUGAUUGUUCCUCCAAUGUAGAAGAUGAAGCAACGAAGGGGAUAGAAAACAACUUUGAAGACGAUUACUUUUUUUUAUCUCCAGAAGGAGGUUGACCACAGGUCCCAGCAAGGAGCAGAACUUAUAACUCAGGCCUUUUUAAAAAGGAAUCACAUAAAAAAAAAAAAAAUGAAAAAAAAAUAUUA
Molecule: messenger RNA, 2483 nt
Organism: Acipenser ruthenus (sterlet)
Lineage: Eukaryota; Metazoa; Chordata; Actinopteri; Acipenseriformes; Acipenseridae
Product: transcription factor COE1-like
Exons: 17
Coding region: 484-2286 (600 amino acids)
Biological process (GO): regulation of transcription by RNA polymerase II
Molecular function (GO): RNA polymerase II cis-regulatory region sequence-specific DNA binding; DNA-binding transcription factor activity, RNA polymerase II-specific
Source: RefSeq, a predicted model, not a curated record